This is a messenger RNA of Danio aesculapii, 1434 nucleotides long. RefSeq lists its product as uncharacterized. Lineage: Eukaryota; Metazoa; Chordata; Actinopteri; Cypriniformes; Danionidae. Gene Ontology annotation, cellular component: cytosol. Gene Ontology annotation, biological process: L-threonine catabolic process; glycine biosynthetic process. Gene Ontology annotation, molecular function: L-allo-threonine aldolase activity. The record is from RefSeq and is a predicted model, not a curated record.
AAGCUCCAGGUUGUGUACAUCAAUGAUUACCGAAAAUAGUAAACCAAAGUUCAGUAAAGUCCUGUGAAUUGGUGCACUUUUUGUGAAUAUACGGUUAUAUUACAGUGCAAAAAGGGCGACAUGAGCUCCAAAACACUAACGGUUCCAGUUCGUUUAGUCCGUCAUUGUUUAUACAAACCUCGUCGUGUUUUUCGGGUGAAUCCGGUGCGGUUGUAUUAUGGGUCUCCGCAGAUGGUAACGGGAUCCGCCGUUCGCACGGUGGACCUCCGAAGCGACACCGUCACCAAACCCGGAGCAGCUAUGCGGAGAGCCAUGGCGGAGGCGGAGGUCGGAGACGAUGUGUUUGGAGAAGAUCCUACGGUUAAUGAACUACAGAAAAUAGCUGCUGAAAUGUUUGGCAUGGAAGCGGCUUUAUAUGUGCCCUCAGGAACGAUGAGUAACCUGAUUGCAGUUAUGGUCCACUGCAGGGAGAGGGGUGAUGAGAUGAUAGUUGGUGAUCUUUCUCAUAUUCAUAUUUAUGAGCAGGGAGGAAGUGCACAGCUCGCAGGCGUCCAUUCUGCAACACUCCGUACCCUCGGCGAUGGCACUUUUGACCUGGACCAGCUGAUCUCCAAGAUCCGUCAUGGUUACCCUGACCCACACUACCCACGCUCACGCCUGGUCUGUGUGGAAAACACACACAAUAUCCAGGGAGGCCGCGUCCUCCCACUCGCCUUCCUGCAGGAGCUUCGCUCUGUGGCUGAUCAGUUUGGUCUGGCGGUGCAUAUGGACGGAGCGAGGGUGAUGAAUGCAGCUGUAGCUAUGGGUGUUCAGCCCUCUGCUAUACUACAGCACUGUCAUUCUGUCAGUGUGUGUCUGUCUAAGGGACUCGGGGCACCUGUGGGCUCCAUGCUAGGAGGGUCAAAAGAUUUCAUACAGAGAGCGGUGCGUGUCCGCAAGGCGCUUGGCGGUGGAAUGCGCCAGUUGGGCAUCUUGGCAGCAGCUGGUAAGAUCGCUCUGUCAGACAUGAUUGGAAGACUGGAGGAGGACCACAGGAACGCCAGACACUUUGCUCAAGCACUGUUAGAGAGUGACCCUGCUCUGUACCAGGUCGAUCUGAACACUGUUCAAACCAACAUCGUGAGGUUUACUCUGAGGGAGCGUCAGAUGAGCCCGGUGGAGUUCUGUGAGAGGAUGGCAGGCGUAGAUGAGGAAGAAGUGAAGGCUUUGGGUCAGGGGGUACCGGUUCUGAUUCCCCAUGUUGGGGACACAGUUAGGGCUGUGUGGCACCUGGGCAUCAGUGAGGAAGACACUCAGCUGGUACUGAAGGCUCAGUUUGGGGCUCAACAGCACAAGCGGAGGGUCUAUCAGGGCACCAUGAGAGAAGUCCUUCAUCUGGUCUUUUUGGCACUUCAGUUGACUCACCCACUUGAGGGAAAUAAAUUAUUCAUCUAA